Prorocentrum cordatum is the source of this 1165-nucleotide messenger RNA. The record is from the annotation of a GenBank genome assembly. Lineage: Eukaryota; Dinophyceae; Prorocentrales; Prorocentraceae.
CAACCCAUACAAAGUUACGCGGCCGCCUCGUCGGGGCGCGCGCUGCCCGUCCGCCUCGGAGAGGGCCCCACGCCCCUCGCGGGCGCGCGCGCCGCGGCGCCGCGCCGCCUGCUUCCGGCGCGGCCGGAUGGCCCCCCCAUAGUGCCCGUCGUCGCAGGGCGGCCCGGGCAGGCCGCAGGCGAUGGCGGAGCUGCGGACCACCCUCGCCCUCGAAGAGGAAGAGGAGGAUGAGCCGGAGUACGUUCAGUUCAAGGUCAUCUUGCUCGGCGACGGGGCCGUCGGGAAGACCUCUCUUGCGAUGAGAUUCUGCCAGGACCACUUCGCCAAGCAAUACAAGCAGACCAUCGGGGUGGACUUUUUCGUCAAGCGCGUCACCCUGCGGCAGGAGACGGGGGACGUCAACGUUUGCAUGCAGAUCUGGGACAUCGGAGGCCAGUCCAUCGGCGGCAAGAUGGUGACCAGCUACAUAUUUGGCUCUCACGCGGUCGUCCUUUGCUACGACAUCACCAACUACCAGAGCUUCCAGCACUUAGAGGACUGGUACUCUCUCGUCAGGCGGACCUUCGCGGGGGCGCAGAUGCCGUACGUCGCGCUGAUGGCCAACAAGCAGGACCUGUCGCACAUCCGCGCCGUGAAGCCGGAGAAGCACAGCCAGUUUGCUGACGAGAACGAUCUCUACAGCUACCUUGUCUCUGCGAGGACCGGCGAGAACGUCAGCCCCUCCUUCUACCGCAUCGCCGCGGACCUCGCGGGCGUGACCCUCUCGCGCCCCGAGCUGGAGGUCACGCAGAACCCCUGCAAGGCCGAGAUCAUCAAUCACCAGACGACACGACGAGGCCCACCCCGCGAUCAACGCCGCGGACAUUCACAAGUCGGGCAGGAGCUGCGCCGUCAUGUGAUCCGGAGCGCCCUGCGGGCCCCCUGCUGCCUCCCCUCCUCCCCCAUCCCGGACCCGGCUCCUUCGUGCUGACCCCUCCCCUUCUUUCCCCUGUUGGGCGGCGCGAGGCUGCGGCGCGAGCGCGCCCUGCGCGCCGAACGCGUCGCGAGGAGGGCGUGCAGCGGCCGCGCGCUCGCGCGCGCGCGCGCCCGCCUGGAAGCGAGGCCCCCCCCUCUUCGACGCCUCGGUGCUCCAUAGCCGCCCGGCCGGGAGUUGGAGCAAGGUGGU